Molecule: messenger RNA, 1836 nt
Organism: Bemisia tabaci
Lineage: Eukaryota; Metazoa; Arthropoda; Insecta; Hemiptera; Aleyrodidae
Product: retinol-binding protein pinta
Cellular component (GO): membrane
Molecular function (GO): phosphatidylinositol bisphosphate binding
Source: RefSeq, a predicted model, not a curated record
CGAUGACAGUUUCUUCGGUUUUCUUCGUCAGUCCGUCCCGUGUUUUCGCCGCCCGUCGCGCGUUCGUUCAGUGAUCCGUCACGCGGAAUCUGCGCGUGUGAGGAAUUCGAUGCCCAACCGCCCUUAGACCCUCUCUGCAGACUCAACUGGCAAGAUGGCUUUGAACGCUGCAACCGAUGAAAGGAUAAAAAAGAAAAUAGCGACUGAAAUCAAUGAGACGGACGAUGAGAAAAUUGAUGUCAACAUAGAAAUUGUCAAAGAAUGGAUCACACGACAACCACACCUUCCCCAAGACUUAGAUAGAAGAAUUCUACCUUUCUUCAUCCGUGGCUGCAAACAUGAUAUCGAGAGGACGAAAAGGAAAGUUGACACAUACUUCACCUAUCGCAGAACGAUUCCCGAAUUCUUUCAAAAUCGUGACCCAGAGAGCAAGGAGAUAUUGAGGGCAUCAAAACAAUUCAAAGCGUUUGUCUUGCCCGACUUAACUCCAGAUGGCGCUCGUGUCACAUUUCACUCAUUUACAAAUGAACCGGUGGAGGAAUUCGACCCUGCUGCCCUCUACAAGAUGCUUUGCAUGAUAGGUGACGUCCGCAUGGUCGAGGAACCUAUGAUCUCCGGAGACAUCUUCGUAUUCGACGUCGGCCACAUGACGCUCACGCAUGUUGCCAAGCUCGCCACACCCUUGCUCAAAAAGAUACUCCUCACUACACAGAAUGCGUUCCCACAACGGUUGCGGGAGAUCCACUUGAUUAACGCACCUAGCCAUGUAGACAAAGUUGUCACCAUGUUCAAAUUCUUCAUGAAGCCAAAAAUGAAAAAUAGGUGGCACAUUCACACUGGAAUCAAAUCGUUAGCCGACUUCAUACCUAGAGAAAUGUUACCCUCCGAUUACGGUGGUGAAAGCAAAUCAUCAGAUGCAUUCCAGAAGGAGUGGCUGAAGAAACUCAAUGCUUAUAAGACCUACUUUGAAGGACAAGAGAAUGUCAUGGUUGACGAAAAUAAACGGCAAGACAAAGGCAGCGAAACUGCAAGAUUCAACGAAAACAACAUUUUUGGUCAGGAAGGCGCGUUCCGGAGGCUGAACAUUGACUGAUCUCUAUAUCUACCUUAUUACACUCUGCUCAAACUAAUCACUUAAGUUUCAGUCAUGCUCCGAACAUCGAAAUUGUCAUUUUACGAGUAAUUAUUUUCAUUUCUUCUUGUUCUCGUCAAUGCAAGAAAUUGUUCCGAAAGGAAAUAGUCAGUGCGAGACAAAAAUUAAGCACUGAAAUAAUUGAAUGUCAAGUGUGAAAUGUUUAUGGAUGCUAAAAGUCUUGCCAAAUUUUUUGCUAACCAGCAAACGAUUAAUGGGUAUAUUCUCUCAAUUCGAUAAUGAUCAGUUUCAUUUGUGCAAUGUAUUUUAGCUAUCGUUCUUUUUGUCUGCUCAAGUAGUCAGAAUUAAUUAGUUAAACAAAUUAAAAAGGCAUCUGAAUGCCAAAGGGAACUUUGUGAAAAUGAAUUAAAUAAUUAGGAACUGUGUUUAGGUUAGUAGACUUUGCGUGCUACAUAUAAUUCCUUGAUUAAUUUUCAAAUAGUUCCUUUCAGCAUAAAAACGUCUGAAUGGACUCCUACUCGCCUUAAAUCGAGGCUACAUUUAAAGAGGCAGAGAAAACAGAAACAAAUCGACAAAUGCAUUAACGGUUUUUCUUGUAAAAACUUCAUUUAAAAAUUAAGGCAAUGUCAUUGAUGUUGCCUGUUAGAUUCUAGUUUAGUUUUAAGUUUUGACUUUGUAAGUUUUUGUAUAGACUUUUUUAUUAUAUUUAAUUUUAUUACUGCGAUUAAAAUAUUAAAGCUCAA